Limulus polyphemus (Atlantic horseshoe crab) is the source of this 1129-nucleotide messenger RNA. Its product is annotated as glutathione S-transferase kappa 1-like. NCBI's taxonomy places the organism in Eukaryota, Metazoa, Arthropoda, Merostomata, Xiphosura, Limulidae. Gene Ontology annotation, cellular component: mitochondrion; peroxisome. Gene Ontology annotation, molecular function: glutathione transferase activity; glutathione peroxidase activity. The transcript has 8 exons. The record is from RefSeq and is a predicted model, not a curated record. Gene Ontology annotation, biological process: glutathione metabolic process. Bases 87 to 764 code for a protein of 225 amino acids.
AUAGAUAAGCAUUGUACUGGCGCUACGUUAUAAGGAGUACAGAACUUUGAUCCUUUUAAAAAGCUAAAUUUAACUUUACAGUUAUAAUGACGAGACCAGUUCUAAUAGAAUUAUUUUAUGAUGUGAUUUCCCCGUAUUCAUGGAUAGCUUUUGAGACAUUGUGUAGAUACAAGACCAGGUGGAAUGUAACCCUUUCAUUGAAGCCGUUUUUUCUUGGGGGAAUUAUGAAAGAAACUGGAAACCAUGCUCCUGCAAUGGUUCCUAACAAAGCAAGUUACAUGAUAGCAGAUCUUAGCAGACUUCGAGAAUUCUACAAAGUUCCAAUAUAUCUACCAGAAGACAUAUUUGAUGUGAUGUUUAAAAAAGGGUCACUCUCUGCUCAGCGAUUUCUGACAGCUGUGGACAUGAAAAAUCCUGAGUUUACUGAAAGACUGUCUAGAGUCUUGUGGACAAGAGUAUUCCAAACGCAUCAAGAUAUAACUAAACUUGAAAGCUUUGAACAGGCUGGCAAAGAAGCAAGACUAAAUGAUAAUGUUCUUCAAGAUUCAUUAGCUCGUAUUGCUGCACAGGAAACCAAAGACAGGCUUACAGAGUUCACUAAAAAAGCUCUACAAUAUGGAGCUUUUGGAGCUCCAACAAUUGUUGCCCACCUUAAAGAAAAACCCGAAGUAUUUUUUGGCUGCGAUCGGAUGGAGCUUCUUGCUCAUAUCAUGGAAGAGAGGUGGGAAGGUCCUCAACCAGAUGUUUCAACCCACAAGUUAUAACAAGGAAGUACACCAACAAUGAAGUUUGCUUUUGAUAUAAGUCAAAUGAGUUUACUUUUUGACAAUUAAGUUAGUUUUCAAUAACUGGUGAAAAUAAGAAAUAUUUUCUAUUUUUGUACAUUGCUUCGAAUGUCCAAUUAAGACUUCUAUAAGAGAGCUUACAAGAACCUCAUUUAUAACAGCAGGAGUUUUAGAUGUUGCUAUAGACCAAAAUAAAUUUAGCUUCAAAUUUUGUCAUAUUACAGUCUCAGUUAUUAGUCCUCAAAGUAUAAAAAUAAUUUGUUUUAACACCAUUUUUAUUUGUAAAAUGAGAUUGUUGUAUAGUUGGGUAUGUCCAUCAAAUAAAAAUUAGUCAUCAGUCUGCA